AUGAUGAACUCGUUCGAGUACAUCCGGACCACGGAAAACGAUAAGUUUGCCACCAACAAGUACAAGGUGCGUAAUGAGGACGGCUAUCUGGUGGGGAUGAACGUGUACCCUCUGGCAGCAGAAGCUCUCGCUCAUCUCAAGUUGCUCAGAGCAUUCGAAGUAAUGAAGACAAAGGUGUUGCUGAAGUCUGAAGGGAACCCUGAAGACGUCUGGCGCGUGUACAUCAACAACGCGUGUCGACGUUACGUCAUGUUCGUGUCACUGAUGCUUGCCGUCCACCAGCAGCCAACAUCGUUCAACGAGUUCUCCCUGAUAGACCGGGCAUUAGUUGUCGACCCUCGCUUCAUCAAACAAUACGAUGCAUUAUUGCCGCCGUUGGAUGUUGUGUAUGUGUGGUAUUCAUUCAUGCAGUUUCCGGGUCGUUAUUACGAUACUUUUAUCAAUACUUGGGUCAUGGCCUUCGCGUAUUUUCCAUUGCCUCUAAAGCGCUUGGCUCGUGCCAUUGACGACUUUUCGUUCGAGUAUCGUCCCUCCCCUGAGGAGCGCAGUCGGUACUUCAAAUUCAUGGGCCGUUUAAGCGAGGAUCCCGCAGAUCAUGUGUUUGACGUGUAUGAGAUGCUGGUGUUUGAAAGUGUGGUUCUGCUUAGAUGCCCUUACUGUCGGCAAACUUUGGCUACCGACAUCCCUUUAACAACUCGCAAGCGCACUGGUUUCUCUGAUCCCGGAUUUUGCUACGCAAAACCUGCAGCAUCUAAGUGCCGUUGUCCAUACUCGACUAUCACCCAUGAUGAGUUGAGAAAGUGGCAAUUGCUUUGGGGUCUCACCCAUCCUUCGCCACUCAAGGGGAUAUUCAAGCAUUAUACUGAGGUCUUUCAUGCCUCCAAGGACGCGUUGCUGAUUGACGACCAAAUUAAGGAAGUAGCUAAUGACCUGGGGGUUAUUGAAUUAACCAACUUCCAAGCAAUGACCCCUAACCAACUCAUCCUGCGUAUGAUCAACUACGCGAAGAAUCAAGGUGACCUACAACUAGCCGAACGCAUCCACAAAGUAUUGCUGGUGUACGCAAAAACUCACUUGGUGUAUCUCACCGCUGACAAGUGUAUCCUGGAAAUAGUGGUCGAUCUUGUCAAAAUGUGCUACCAAGUAGAGCCGUUCAUCGACCGCAUGAAUAAAUUGGACUGGCUUCAUCUGAAGUACUACAAAGGUAUUAUGCAUGACGCUCGGAAACGCUACACGAACUUCGUUUCCCUUGCGAAAAAGCUGGGAGGAUUUGUGCUAGCUCCUACGCUUGACAUCGAUCUUUUCUGGCGUACACACCAAAUAACGGGAUAUUUCUACAUGUUGUUAUCGAUAAACCCUCUCAAUUUUAUCUUUGACAUUAUGGAGGAUGUCACUGAGCAAGAUAUUCCCAACGUUUUUGAGGGCACCGCUAGCCUUUACGAACGGUUUACCCGCCACGAAUAUACCACAUGUUACUGUGAUCAUUGUUGUGCCUCAAAAUUCCCUGCUAGUUCCCUGCCAUCCUCGCAUACCCCUAAACGUUCGUGUAUCAUGCCGCCCGAGUCGCUGACAGACUGUGGAUGCUAUGGACAGUAUGAAUGCGGUGGUGGUCCUAGUGUAAGAUGCGGCGCGUUGAACAUUGGCGAUAAAUACGAUAUGGAAUAA
Molecule: messenger RNA, 1665 nt
Organism: Diutina rugosa
Lineage: Eukaryota; Fungi; Ascomycota; Pichiomycetes; Serinales; Debaryomycetaceae
Exons: 1
Coding region: 1-1665 (554 amino acids)
Source: RefSeq, a predicted model, not a curated record